This is a messenger RNA of Eurytemora carolleeae, 660 nucleotides long. RefSeq lists its product as uncharacterized. The transcript has 11 exons. The coding region runs from base 140 to 649 and encodes 169 amino acids. NCBI's taxonomy places the organism in Eukaryota, Metazoa, Arthropoda, Copepoda, Calanoida, Temoridae. The record is from RefSeq and is a predicted model, not a curated record.
UUGGGGUAGAGGGAGAAAACAAGGAGGUAGAACAUCAUCAGCAAAUUCAAGACGGGUAUCAAUAGCUUCUAACGGUUCAGUAUCAAUUCUCUCAAACUUUGACAGUUUGGGAUCUUCAGCUGUACAAGAAAUUACAAACAUGGAAAGAUCAGGAAGUCUCACCGUUGAGGAAUCUUUGGAAGAAUCUUCUGUAUCCCCAAAUCCAAAGCGAAGAAGAUCUUUGGGAGAAAAUUUGGUUAAGUUUGUUCUUAGACCAAUAACAAGACAGCUUUCUCUAGUGCCAGUUAAUAAUCAGAUUUCUGAAUCUAAAACAAGAGAUCUUCCCAUAGUUUUGGUAACUGUACCUCAUGAGGAGGAUGAAUACUUAAAUAUAGAGAGGGACGGAUGGGAUAAAACAUAUUCAAAUUAUAAGUUCAGUACACGUGAGAGUAUGAAUGCAAGGGAGGAUAAACUAGCAAGAAGAUAUGAGAAAGCAGCAGCCGAAUUAAAAUAUAACCCAAUCAAUCCACGACCUCCAUGUAACCAUGAAAAAAAGACAGUGCUUGAUAGAGUUUUAAAAUCUAGAAGAAAAGCUAAGAUGAAAAUGGAGCGUGCUGCUAUGAGAAAAAAGAAAAAUGAAGCGCUGUCUCAGUCUAAUAGUGGAGUUUGAUGUACGGAAGA